Diaporthe citri is the source of this 1002-nucleotide messenger RNA. RefSeq lists its product as uncharacterized. Bases 1 to 1002 code for a protein of 333 amino acids. NCBI's taxonomy places the organism in Eukaryota, Fungi, Ascomycota, Sordariomycetes, Diaporthales, Diaporthaceae. The record is from RefSeq and is a predicted model, not a curated record. The transcript has a single exon.
AUGGAGAAAUGUGCUGACGACUUCAUCUGGGAGAACUGUGUGGUCGGAGGCAAGGCCCUCGACCCUAAGUUUCUUCACAGCAUGAAGGAAGACUACCGGCACAAACGACCAGGCUGGUACCUCAUCUUCAUGUGGGAUGAGAAGUGUCAAGUCUGGGAGUGGUACCGGGUCUAUGUCGGACAAGCAGGAGGCGGAGAGGGCACAAAGACCCUGCUGGAUCGAGCGAACCAGCACCGCACCAGCUCCACCAAUCUUGCGAAGAAGGAACUCGUCUACCGCGCUUGGCGGGCGUUCGAGGACACAGCCGACGAAGACAAGAUGAACAAGGCGAAGAUCGUCAAGUUGGGCUUCGCGCCGGAUCAGGAUGAAUUCUCCGAUCCCGGCCAUGCCGACUUGUUUCUGAACCUUGGCGAGAUGUAUUUCUCUCUUGUCUUUCGCACCCUUCAGACCCAAGAUCUCAUCAAGUGGCUGCCCGAGGGAACUGCGGCGGACCAUUCUGACUUAGCCCCGCUUGGUCUGAAUGUUGCUCUGCCCCUUUCUCAAGGGCGGGUACUUGAAUUAACAAUGGCAUUUGGCAAGCUCGCCAAUUCCACUGACCCCAAUGUUCGCGAGGCCGCCCGGCAUACCCUCAAGCAGAACAUCCAGAAGGUAUAUGAUGACAACUUCGUUAAGAAUACCGAUACCCUCCGCAGGAAUGCUGCUUGGGCCGACGAGAACAUCUUUCGGGAUGUUCCCGCCGGCCAAACCGUACAGGUCAAGUGUGGCACCUGCGGUUGGGUUAAACAGGACCUCACUCCGCGUUAUAUGAUACGGACUAGGCAGUACCUAUCUCGUUAUUCUGGUUGCGAAGAAUGUCUCGUUAAGGAUGGAGACAAGAACGCUAACCGGAGGACGUCCAAACGGGUUUUCGUGCCGGUGGAUGAUACGAUUCCGUCGGGGCACUGGGUCCCUGGGUUUCAGUCCCUAGAAGAAAAUGUCCUGCUUAUAAGGCACCUCUGCUAG